UAGCGCCAAAAUACGGAUCUUUCCUGGGGUGUAUGAUUUGAAAGGGUUUCUUUAUCUGGUGGCUUGCUUGUUCUAAUUUAUUUGCUUUUUCGGUUGGGUUCUGGGAGAGGUUGCAUUUCUAGGACUUGUAAACAUGCUUUCAACGCUAUAUGGUACUUACAUUAGUUUCCCUUUUCUGCCUCUAUCCUUCUCUUCUCUGUGUUGUCUACCUUAUUUUGGUGAUGCUCUUUUCUAUAACUACUUUUCACGGUGGUCUGUAACAAUACGCGGAGUUAUAAACUAUGAUCCUCUGAGUUAUUAUGUGCAUGCUUGUUUGUAGCCGUUGAUUUUAAUGCCUUGUGCAGCUCGUAGUCGCUGCAUUAGCUUUCA
Messenger RNA from Aspergillus japonicus CBS 114.51, 369 nucleotides. RefSeq lists its product as uncharacterized. The transcript has a single exon. Lineage: Eukaryota; Fungi; Ascomycota; Eurotiomycetes; Eurotiales; Aspergillaceae. Bases 134 to 319 code for a protein of 61 amino acids. The record is from RefSeq and is a predicted model, not a curated record.